This is a messenger RNA of Manis pentadactyla (Chinese pangolin), 7508 nucleotides long. RefSeq names its product fibronectin type III domain containing 1 (gene FNDC1). Gene Ontology annotation, molecular function: protein binding. The transcript is spliced from 23 exons. The record is from RefSeq and is a predicted model, not a curated record. NCBI's taxonomy places the organism in Eukaryota, Metazoa, Chordata, Mammalia, Pholidota, Manidae. The coding region runs from base 200 to 5884 and encodes 1894 amino acids.
GCCUCAGUGCGGAGCGCGGCGGGCGGUGCGCGCGCCAGAGCCAUAGGCGCAGGGCUGGAGCGCGCGGGCGCGGCGCAGAGCGCGCAAACCCACACGGACGGCGGGGCCCCGACAGCUGCGCCUCCGCGCUCGCUCUCCUCCUCCGCCCAGCGCCCACCGGCCGGCGUCCCGCCCAGCCCGCCGCGCACCCCGGCUCCCGAUGGCGCCCGAGGCUGGGGAGCCCCCGAGCGCGCGGCGCCCGCUUCCCUGGGCGGCGCUGCUGCUCCUAGCCGUGCUGCUGCCCGUCGUCUUGUCGGUGGGGCCUCCAGCUGACCACCCACUGAAGCCAAGGCACGUGAAACUGCUGUCCACUAAAAUGGGCCUGAAAGUCACGUGGGACCCACCCAAAGAUGCUACCAGUAGACCUGUGGAGCAUUACAACAUUGCCUAUGGGAAGUCAAUGAAAAGUCUUAAAUACAUCAAGGUGAAUGCGGAGACGCACUCCUUCCUUAUUGAGGAUGUGGAGCCGGGGGUAGUGUACUUUGUGCUGGUUACUGCAGAAAACCACAGUGGAGUGAGCCGUCCAGUUUACAGAGCUGAAAGUCCACCCGGAGGUGAAUGGAUCAAGAUUGAUGGUUUUCCCAUUAAGGGUCCAGGACCAUUUAAUGAAUCCAUCACAGAAAAGGAAGUGCCAAACAAGCCCUUGCGUGUCCGCGUCCGAUCCUCAGACGACCGGCUGUCUGUUGCGUGGAAGGCACCACGCCUGUCCGGAGUCAAGAGUCCACGCAGAUCACGAGGUUUUCUUCUGGGCUAUGGAGAAAGUGGCCGGAAGAUGAAUUACGUUCCACUGACAAGAGAUGAGCGAACACACGAAAUUAAGAAGCUGGCCUCUGAGUCGGUGUACGUGGUCUCCCUGCAGUCCCUGAACUCUCAGGGGCAGAGCCAGCCAGUCUACAGGGCCGCCCUCACGAAACGGAAGAUUUCAGAAGAGGAUGACCUGGACAUCCCUGAAGACAUCAACGUGCGGGUCAUGUCGUCUCAAUCUGUGCUCGUAGCCUGGGUAGACCCUCUUGUGGAAAAACAGAAGAAAGUUGUUGCAUCUAGACAGUACACUGUGCGCCAUCGAGAAAAGGGGGAGUCAGCAAGGUGGGACUACAAGCAGGUUUCCAACAGACGCGUGCUGGUCGAGAACCUGAUUCCAGACACCAUGUAUGAAUUUGCAGUCCGUAUUUCACAGGGCGAAAGGGAUGGCAAAUGGAGUACAUCUGUCUUUCAGAGAACACCAGAAUCUGCUCCUACCACAGCUCCUGAAAACUUAAACGUCUGGCCAGUCAAUGGCAAACCUACAGUUGUGACUGUAGCUUGGGAUGCACUGCCUGAGACGGAGGGGAAAGUGAAAGAAUACAUUCUUUCAUACGCCCCGGCUCUCAAACCAUUCGGAGCCAAGUCCCUCACCUAUCCUGGAGAGACUACUUCUGCGCUAGUGGAUGGUCUGCAGCCUGGGGAACGCUAUCUUUUCAAAAUCCGGGCCGCGAACAGGAGAGGACAGGGGCCUCACUCCAAAGCCUUCGUUGUCGCUAUGCCAACCCUUACCAGUGAGACGGAUGGUCAGCAGAAAGCAGACUCAGAGAACUGGAACCCUAAAAAACCCGAACCUCCCUCAGCGCCUCCCAAAGCUCCAGCUUCCUUAGGACACACCCAUUUGCCUGUUUCUCCCAGGGGCAGAAAUGUCAAGAACUCUCUUCUUGAUUUGAAGAACAAAAUACUGGCCAAUGGUGGGGUGCCCAGGAAACCCCAACUCCACCCUACAAAGACUGAAGGGUUGGAUCUUCAGUCGACAGAAAUCACCGCAGAGUUGGAGCUGGAUUCCCAAGGCGACCCACCAAUGUCACCCUCGGAGACCCAAGACCAGAAGCCACAGCAGAGGCCACCAAGUAGAUCUGUCCACCCGAUUCUCACUUCUGGAAGGACUCCAGUGAGAGCGCGAAUGCCAGUGCCGCCCCGAAGGGAAGGCGUGGAUAGGGAUGGCUCCUCCCUGGCCUCCCACCCUCGUCCUUCUUUCCCCAACAGGCCCACCGAGGGCAGCGCUCCCCGCCCUUCAGGGGGGCCCUCUUCCAACCUACCUUCCAGUUCUGCUGACAAUGACUCCGUGGGCCAAGAGGAGGAAGCACCAGCCGCAGGUUAUCCGCACCCCAAGGCCACCGCCUCGCAGCAGCCGCCUCCCAAGAGCCCUGUCCAUGCGCGGCCAGCGCUGGGGCCCAGCCGCCAGUCGGCCUCGGGCGCCCUGCGGGACAGCUCUGUGCACUAUGGCACAAAACCAGCCCUGCCCGCUCGGAGGGAACCCCAUGUUGGGGAUGGGGAGGAAAAUUCGAGUGCUUCAGCCCCACCGUCGAGACUUUCUCUAUCCCAGGGGGGCUCAUCUUGGCCACUGCCCACCGAACCACAGCCCGGAUCUCCCCUCUCCAGGGGCUGGAAGGAUGGGCAAGACGGCCCGGCCGCCAAGUCCUAUGCGCCUUCCCGGUCUACCAAGCCUUCCUCGGUCUCUUCUCGUCUCUCCUCAAGGGCACAGGUGUCCGAGGGAGUGGCCGCCUCUGAAGGUGAUGGUGACAACGACGCGCAAGUUGGAGGAAGGCAGGCCGAGGCCACCGCCCCGACGUUUCGGGCCCGGCUGCCUGCAGGUCCACCUGUCCCUGGACAUUACAGUUUGCUCAGAAACAAGCCCUUUGUUGCCCACAGCAGGUACCCAAACAGGCUUGGCAGCGGCCGGGGACCCCGCUUACAGGUUGCCAGCUCCCCGCCAGCCACUGUGUCCCCCCGCGUUCACUCGAGGGCGAAUUCCCACCCAGCUUCUGACCACAGGCGAGGCUUGGAGAUCCGUGGGGACAGCGAGGAGCGAGAGGCAGAGGACGAAAAGCCCCUCUCUGCCACCAUGGGAAAUGAGCGCGUGCCUUCCUCCAGGCAGCCUGCCUUCCGGAGCAGGGAGCACCUCAGGCGAGGCCCCCAGCGAGGGGCGAGCCUGCAGCGGAAGGACGCCCUGGCGGAGACGCCCCUGUCCUCCAGGCCCCCGGCGGCCCCGCAGCCGCCCCGUGGCCCGCAGCGCCUGGACGUGGGGCACCCGCCGUCCAGACCCAGGCCCGCGCCCGCCCCGGUGGGCCGGCCGCACCCCACGCUGCAGGGCGGCGCCUCCUCCGACCCCCACGAGGCCCGAGGCAGUCAGUCUCCGCUCGCAGCUAGCUCCCGAGGGGUGCUCCCCACGUCUCCCCGGAAUCACGACGAGGACUCCGAGCGCAAACUCGGCGGAAGGCAGCACGACGGCACGGAGGCCGAGGCCGAGGCGCGAGCCGUCGGGUCGCCCGCACACCCAGCCCAGGCCAAGGACGCCGCCCCGUCGCCACCCAAGCACCGCCAGGUGGACACUCGGGCCAGGGGCUCGGACAGCCUCCUGCGCAGACUCCCCGGCAGGCCCGGCAGCCACCACACCCACAUCCGCCCCAGGGGGUCGGGCAGGGCCGGGCCCCGGGAGGCGGGGAAGGAGGACGGGGCCCCCCGGGCUUCGCCGCCCAAGCGGGAGCCCCUCACGUCCAAGUCUCAGCAGUCCGUGUCAGCAGAGGCAGAGGAUGAAGACCUGGCGUUUUUUAAAAGAAAAAAGGACGAGGACUCUCUGUCCUCAGUUUCAAAGUGGCCCUCGUCCUCCAUCCCCAGGGGCAACAAGUUUGCCGAUGGGAACAUCAGAAAGGGGGAGACAGCGCCGGCCAUAGUGCUGGCGCCCCCGAGAGUGAGUGCCCCCGCGGACAGGAGCGCCACUCCGGUGAAGCGUCCGCCUCCUCCUCCAGGCAGCCCUGCACGGGCCUCGCUUCUCCCUCCCAGACAGCCCCCUGGCAGCCCUGCCACCCCAAGCCCCACAGUGGGCACCCCCGCCCCACCGCGGUACACCACCCGCGCCCCUCCCGUCUAUUCCUCCACCACCCCGAUGCUCUCCCUCCGCCAGCGCAUGAUGAACUCCAGGUUCCGGAACCCUUUUUCACGCCAGCCUGUGAGACCCCCUUUCAGGCAAGGUUAUAAUGGCAGACCAAAUGUAGAAGGGCAAGUACUUCCUGGUAGUGAUGGAAAGCCAAGUGGACAAAGAACUAUCAAUGGCCCUCAUGGAACAAAGUGGGUUGUGGAUCUUGAUCGUGGGUUAGUAUUGAAUGCAGAAGGAAGGUACCUCCAAGAUUCCCAAGGAAAUCCUCUUCGGGUUAAACUAGGAGGAGAUGGUCGAACCAUUGUGGAUCUGGGUGGGACCCCUAUGGUGAGCCCUGAUGGUCUCCCCCUCUUUGGGCAAGGGCGGCAUGGCAAACCCCUGGCCAGUGCCCAGGAUAAGCCCAUUUUGAGUCUUGGAGGGAAGCCCUUGGUGGGCUUGGAGGUCAUCAAAUCAACUAUCCACGUUCCUACCACAACCAUGCGACCUACCACUACCACAACCCCACGGACCACCACGACAACCCCUCAGCCCACGACUACCACCACCCGCCGCACGACUACCACCACGCGCCGCACGCCCACCACCACGCGCCGCAUGACCACAACCUCCCGCCGCACGACCACAACCACACGCCGCACAACCACCACCACGCGCCGCACAACCACCACCUCCCGCCCCAUUACCACCACCUCCCGCCGCACGACCACUACCACGCGCCCAACCACCACCAUCCGAACCACUAUGCAGACAACCACCACCACCACCCCUGAGCCCACCACCCCCGUUCCCACCUGUGCCCCUGGGACCCUGGAACGACAUGAUGAAGACGGCAAUCUCAUAAUGGACUCAAGUGGGGUCCCGGAGUGCUACCCUGAGGAAGAUGGUUUCUCAGGGUUGGAGAGCGACACAGCAGUGCCCACGGAAGAGGCAUACGUGAUCUAUGAUGAAGAUUAUGAAUUUGAGACGUCGAGGCCACCAACCACUACCAAGCCCCCUCCCACCACGGCCGCCCCCGAGGUGAUCCCACCAGAGGGCCCCAUCAGCUCCUUUCCCGAGGAAGAAUUUGAUCUGGCUGGAAAGAAACGAUUUGUUGCUCCUUAUGUGACAUACCUAAGUAAAGACCCCUCAGCUCCGUGUUCUCUGACUGAUGCCCUGGAUCACUUCCAAGUGGAGAGCCUGGAUGAAAUCAUCCCAAAUGACAUGAGGAAGAGUGACCACCCCCCUCAGCAUGCUCCCCGCAACAUCACUGUGGUUGCUAUGGAAGGCUGCCACUCAUUUGUCAUUGUGGACUGGGACAAAGCCACCCCGGGAGAUGUGGUAACAGGUUACUUGGUUUACAGUGCAUCCUAUGAAGACUUCAUCAGGAACAAGUGGUCCACCCAAGCUUCAUCAGUGACUCACUUGCCCAUUGAGAACCUAAAGCCAAACACAAGGUAUUAUUUUAAAGUUCAAGCCAAAAACCCUCAUGGCUAUGGACCAGUCAGCCCUUCAGUCUCAUUUGUGACAGAAUCAGACAAUCCUCUGCUUGUCGUGAGGCCGCCAGGCGGCGAGCCCAUCUGGAUCCCAUUUGCUUUCAAACAUGACCCUGGCUACACUGACUGCCACGGCCGGCAGUACGUGAAACGGACAUGGUAUAGAAAGUUCGUGGGAGUCGUUCUCUGUAACUCACUGCGGUACAAGAUCUACCUCAGUGACAACCUGAAAGAUACAUUCUAUAGCAUCGGGGACAGCUGGGGAAGAGGGGAAGACCACUGCCAAUUUGUGGACUCACACCUGGAUGGAAGAACAGGGCCUCAGACCUAUGUAGAAGCCCUCCCUACCAUUCAAGGCUACUAUCGCCAGUAUCGCCAGGAGCCAGUCAGCUUUGGUAACAUUGGUUUCGGGACCCCCUACUACUAUGUGGGCUGGUAUGAGUGUGGGGUCUCCGUUCCAGGAAAGUGGUAACUACAGGACGAUGGCGCUGAACGCUUGCCCUGCCCGGCCCCCUUGACUUACUUGCACUAGGGGCCGAGAGCAGAAAAAGAAAGACAGUGUCCCAAGCUCCACUUCCCACAGGUGACAGCAAGGCCACGAGGUGGACGCCGGACAUGUCAGGCAUCUUCAGCCUGGAACUCAGUUCUUCUUGGCCCAGACUACACACAGGAUUCAAUGUUGCUCUUAACCUUGCCUCUCCACGUGUUUUGCUUGUAAUAGCACAUUACAGAGAUGGCAGAGACAUGCCCACUGAUUCCGUGUGAUUUUCAUACUUUGGAGGCCCCACACGGAGACGUGUCGGUGUCUCCAGGGAGCAGCAUAAGCAUGCUGCGCUUGCUUCAUGGAACGCUACACGCUUUCUUUUUUCUCACUGGACUCCAAAAUUGAAUUUGGACUCUCCAAAGCUGAAUUUAAGCUUCGGAACUCUUCCUAUGCAGUAGAACGGAAUUACUAAACACACCACUGAAGGAAAUAUAUCCUACUUAAGAUUUAUUCUAUGGACUUAGCCGCCGGUAGACCAAAUGUAUCAAAUCUUAUUUGUAAAUUCUCAAUUUUGAUAUAUAUAUGUAUAUAUGCAUAUACAUAUCCACACUUGUCUGCAAGAACAUUGAUUAAAAUUGCUAAAUUUGUACUUGUACACUACACAAAUGUGUGUGGGACUUUUUAGAACACAGGUGCUGUUUAUUAACAUCUCUUAGAAGUGUCCAAAGGAUGUGUACUCUCCGUAAUAUGUCACCAAUGGAAGCAUUCUUCCUUCGAGUGCAGCUGAACUGUGGACAUGACUGGGACGCCCUGACACCAGCAGAAAAUUAUUGCAAAUCAAAGACCAAGGAGACAAUCCAGUUUUUAAAAACUCCUUUUCCCUUUCCUACCUAUCUCAGUACCUAUUUCUCAAAAUUUAAGCAUCUCAUCCCUCUUGACCAGGUGUAUAUAAAACAUGUGAUUCUAAUUCUUUGUAAAGCAUGGUGUCCUGCCCAUGUGCUCGCUCCUCCGUGUCCUCAGGCAGCCCUGUGGAAUGAAGGCUUUGUUUUGUUUCCUACAGUUUCAGCAUAGGAGAAACAGUGGUGGGAACGAGCUGUAUGUAAACACUUUUCUGAGGCCCACAGGCUCUUCCACUAUGUAAUUGAUAUAACAGCAGAAUGCAGUCCAGGCUCCUGGAAUCAAUUAUUUGCAGGGCCGGUGCUGUACUGCAGUAACCCUGAUGUGUCUGGUAGGUGUGAAGGUAAAGUUUACAAGGACACAAGUAACUUGGCAGGGUCUUUGUGAUGGGGCUGUGAUAGUUGGCACUUUCCUCAAAUUCCACAGUCCUUUUUCCAUAGUAAACAACAGUGAAGAAAAUGCAAGCAUUCUGACAGCCUGGGAAAAUGCUACAACUCCUUAGGGGGACAGUUUAGCUACCCAGUUCAUAUGUUACACUUUAGUUUGCAAAACAGGACAGGCAUCUUUAAUAGCUUUUAUGACUCUCAUACAUGAAUAGUGGAUUAUUUUAAGAGGGAUGCCUAAAAGCACCUAUUUUCACACUGAUUAACAUUCAAACAUACCUCACAAUGCCAAGCCAAUGAUGAGAUCUUUAAAUAUAAGUGCAUUUUCCUAA